This is a messenger RNA of Eutrema salsugineum, 1506 nucleotides long. RefSeq names its product COP9 signalosome complex subunit 4. The record is from RefSeq and is a predicted model, not a curated record. Gene Ontology annotation, cellular component: COP9 signalosome; cytosol. NCBI's taxonomy places the organism in Eukaryota, Viridiplantae, Streptophyta, Magnoliopsida, Brassicales, Brassicaceae. The transcript has 14 exons. Bases 129 to 1322 code for a protein of 397 amino acids.
ACACCUGAUAUCUCUCUUUCUCUUCCUCGUUUUUUUUAAUAUAAAGCAGAAAAGAAAAGAAGAAAAGAAGAAGGAAAGGUUUCUUAGGGUUUCGAUCGAAGCGGGAGAGGAAAAUCCAGAGAGAAGCCAUGGAUGAAGCCUUGACGAACGCUUCUGCAAUCGGUGACCAGCGUCAGAAGAUCGAACAGUACAAACUCAUCCUCUCGUCUGUUCUUUCCUCCAACGAUCUUCUCCAAGCCAAACAGUUCAUCGAUCACAUUUUAUCCGAUGAUGUCCCGUUGGUGGUUUCGAGGCAGCUAUUGCAAUCUUUCGCACAAGAGCUAGAGAGAUUGGAACCGGAGACGCAGAAGGACAUCGCGCGUUAUGCACUCGUUAAGAUUCAGCCGAGAGUUGUUUCAUUCGAGGAACAGGCGCUUGUUAUCAGGGAAAAGCUUGCGGCCUUGUAUGAAUCAGAGCAGCAAUGGUCUUUAGCUGCACAGAUGUUGAGUGGCAUUGAUCUGGACUCUGGAAUGAGGGGUGUUGACGACAACUUCAAGCUCUCAAAGUGUAUCCAAAUUGCUCGUUUGUACCUCGAGGAUGAUGAUGCUGUAAAUGCAGAGACGUUUAUAAAUAAAGCUUCUUUCCUAGUGAGCAAUAGUCAGAAUGAAGUUUUGGAUUUGCAGUACAAGGUCUGCUAUGCUAGAAUUUUGGACAUGAAAAGAAAGUUCUUAGAGGCUGCACUUCGGUAUUACGGCAUUUCUCAGAUUGAAAAACGACAAAUAGGGGAUGAAGAGAUUGAUGAGAAUGCAUUAGAGCAGGCCCUAUCUGCUGCUGUCACAUGUACCAUAUUAGCUGGAGCCGGUCCUCAACGUUCUCGUGUCCUUGCCACUUUAUAUAAAGAUGAGCGUUGCUCCAAGCUGAAGAUUUAUCCCAUCUUGCAGAAGGUGUAUCUGGAAAGGAUUUUAAGGAAACCAGAGAUUGAUGCUUUUGCAGAAGAACUAAGGCCACAUCAGAAAGCAUCUUUGCCUGACAAAUCUACUGUUCUUGAUCGUGCCAUGAUUGAGCAUAACCUUCUAAGUGCAAGCAAACUUUACACAAACAUAAGGUUUGAUGAAUUGGGAACUCUGCUGGGGAUUGAUCCAAGAAAGGCGGAGAAGAUAGCAUCUAAUAUGAUCGGCCAAGACAGAAUGAGAGGCUCCAUUGAUCAGGAAGAGGCUGUGAUACAUUUUGAAGAUGACAUUGAAGAACUACAACAAUGGGAUCAACAGAUAUCGGGAUUAUGCCAAUCUCUCAACGAUAUUCUGGACGGAAUGGCGAAGAAAGGUUUGGCUGUUCCUGUCUGAUAGAUUGAUUCCAAGCCGUGAGAUUCGAACUCGUGAUGAUAAAUUAGCCGAUGAGAGUCUCUCAAGCCUAAGUUUUUGCCAAAUUGGUUUUGCAAAUUUAUGUCUAUGCCUUUAGUUAUACAACUGAUACAAAUGAAGGGAAAAAAGAUUGGUCUCUAAAUGACGAUUUAAAAAAAAAAAAAAA